AUGUCGAAUAAAGCUAAAUGUCUACUUUGUGGUGAAAGUUUCGCUUCUCGAAAAAAACAUUCGGUUCAUAAAAGAACUAAACAUAGAAAUAACAAAAUUAUACCUCAACGUCAUUUAUUUCCCCAGCCUUCUUUAUCUCAGAUUACUUAUUAUCAGAAUGCUUUUAUAGUACUUCUUAAAAAGCGAUUAGGAUUUAGUCGGCACUCUGUAGGAAAUAAAAAAAUUUUGAUAAAUGCUUUUCCAGAAAAUAUUUUUAUAUUUUUGUUUGAAAAUGAACCUACCUUUCGUUAUAACUCAGCACAAAAAAAAUACAAAUGCAAAUUUGAAGGUGAAUCUGGAGCUCAAAGACUUAAACAAAUUUUCAAUUACAAAUAUUGGGAUUUUCGUCAAGACUCUUUAACACAAACCAAAGGAUACGUUUUAUUGGCUGAUAAUGAAGGAACUUAUGAAGUAAUUUUUACUUGGACUCAAUCAGAACUCGAAGAAAAUGAUCGAAUUUUUCAAUGUGGAACAUUUACUUGUACAUUUACAACAGAUGCACAUGAAUUUAGCGAAAG
Messenger RNA from Racocetra persica, 557 nucleotides. Lineage: Eukaryota; Fungi; Glomeromycota; Glomeromycetes; Diversisporales; Gigasporaceae. The record is from the annotation of a GenBank genome assembly.